AAAAUUCAUAACAAACAAAUAUUUGCAAACAAAGUAGCAGAGCGAGUGCGGAGCCGGAAGAGCCUUCCCUGCCCCCUCCCAACUGCCACUUCCCGGGACUUUGCGGAGAGCUCCGUGCUGACCGCCCGGGGUGAGGAACUGCCUGCUGCCGGCUGGAGGAGGAGGGGAGCCGGGCUGCUGAGCUCCGAGGUGACGGAGGAAGUUACUGCUGAUCACCGGAGGCUGGAGGAGUCCCGAGGAGCCCUUCUAUGUCCUGCUGAGCCUCUAUAGGACCUUCUGAGCCUCUCUGGGACCAUCGGAACCUUCAUAGAACCUUCUGAGCCUCUCUGGGACCAUCGGAACCUUCAUAGAACCUUCUGAGCCUCUCUGGGACCAUCGGAACCUUCAUAGAACCUUCUGAGUCUCUCUGGGACCAUCGGAACCUUCAUAGAACCUUCUGAGCCUCUCUGGGACCAUCGGAACCUUCAUAGAACCUUCUGAGCCUCUCUGGGACCAUCGGAACCUUCUGAGUGUCUCUGGGACCAUCGGAAACUUCAGAGUCUCUCUGGAACCAUCGGAACCUUCAUAGAACCUUCUGAGCCUCUCUGGAACCUUCUGAGCCUUUCUGGGAUUGUCGGAACCUUCAUAGGAUCUUCCGAGUCUCUCUGGGACCAUUGGACCGUCUAUAGAACCUUCUGGGACCAUUGGACUCUCUGUAGAACCUUCUGAGCCUCUCUGGGACCAUCGAAACCUUCAUAGGACCUUCUGAGCCUCUCUGGGACCAUCUGAACCUUCUGAGCCUCUCUGGGACCAUCGGAACCUUCUGAGCCUCUCUGGGACCAUCGGAACCCCUGCGGAACCUUCUGAGCCUCACUGGGACCAUUAGACCCUUUACAAGACGUUUUGAGCCUCUUUUGGGCUAUUGGACCUUUUAGAAUACCUUCUGAGCAUCCCUGGGGCUAUUGGACUCUAUAGGACCUUUCUGAGCUUCAAUAAGACACCCCCCCCCCCCAGCCACUCUGGGACCAUCGGAACCUCUAUAGGACAUUCUGAGAAUUUCUGGGACCAUGGAAGCCAAUGUCGGGUCACCUGAGCUUCUAUAGGGCAUUGGGAGACACUGAACCAUCUGAGGUUUUUUAGGGUCAGAGUCCCUCUAGGGUUAUCGGAGCCACUGUUGGGUCAUUCUAGCCCCCCCUAAUUUGUUGGAACCACUGUUGAUUCGUUAGAACACCCUAAAAAUUGUCGGCGCUUCUGUAAGGUCCCGAAAGCCCUCCCUGAUCUAAGGAUUGUCGGAGCUUCUGUAGGGUUGUCGGAGCUUCCAUAGGACUGUCGGGUCAUCAGAUCUACUACAGGAACCCUCUGUCGGGUUGUCGGAGCCAUUAUAGGAUUGUGGAAGCCGCUUUCUGCUCAUCAGAGCCCCCCCUCAAUUGUCGGAGCUUUUGUCGGGUUAUCUGCCCCUCUUCCCCCUUGCUUGGACCCUGCAUGGGGCUUUACUGACCGCACUCCGGGCAUGGGAGGCUGCAUGGGAAGACCCCAGGGGGAGAGCCCGAGAUCCAGAUCCUCCGGUCACAAGAGAGCAGGACGCAACGAACCAUUAAAGAAAGAGCGACCGAGAUGGAAGAGCGAUUACCCCAUGACGGACGGUCAGCUCCGCAGCAAAAGGGACGAGUUCUGGGACACGGCGCCGGCCUUCGAGGGGCGAAAGGAGAUCUGGGACGCGCUGAAAGCGGCGGCCUACGCCGUGGAGGCCAACGACCACGAGCUGGCUCAGGCCAUUGUGGACGGGGCCAGUAUAACAUUACCUCACGGUUCUCUAACGGAAUGCUACGAUGAACUUGGGACCCGGUACCAGCUCCCAGUCUACUGCCUGGCUCCCCCAGUCAACCUGAUCAUGGAAAGAAGUGAAGAUGAUGGAACCGAUGCCCCAGACCCGGCCCCGAAUAACCGGCGGGAGUUCCAGCUGAAGGUCCGCCUUUCCACGGGAAAAGACGUUAAACUCAGUGCCAGCAUGUCGGACACUAUUGGCCAAUUGAAGAAGCAGCUACAUUCCGUGGAGGGCAUCGAACCUUGUUGGCAAAGAUGGUUCUUUUCUGGGAAACUUCUCACAGAUCGGAUUAAACUACAGGAGACUAAGAUUCAGAAGGACUUUGUCAUUCAAGUGAUUGUUAACCAACCGGCAGAUCACCAAAACUGACCAGGUUUAAAAAACAAACCAAAAAAUAAAUUGACCAAGAAUUUAUGACGAUACACUGGAACGCUUAGAAGACAAGCAAAGGCUGGCUGCUAAGUCCUUCUUUCCUUUCUUGUCGAUCUUUUCGAUGAUGGCCACCUUGUAGGAACACAUGGCUUUGGGAUGUAGAGAUGACCUCAGAGAUCCUGAAAUGCUGCACUAUUUUUUUGUUUUUUUAUUGUCUCGGUUGCACACAAUGUUCACCUCAUACAAAAAGAUGUUUUAUGCAUGUUAUUGGCCUGGAUCCUAAACUAGCAUAGGACCAGGGGGUUGGGUAUUUUUGUAGGAUUGUCUGGGGUUAACUCUUCCAUUCAGCAUAACGGCAGUGGUUUCAGCAUUCAGUCCCAAAGAAGGUGUAUCUAAACCAGCCUUUCUCCGCUCCAGGCCUUUAAGGCGCCCCCAACAGGUCAUGUUUUCAGGAUUUCCGGCCGUGGUAAAAUAUCAAAUCGCCUGUGCAAAAUAAUGGAGAGCCUGAAAACAUGACCUGUUGGGACUGGAGUUGACAAACGCUGAUCCAAAACGAAUAUCUAACGUGUUGUAGGUUAACCAUUCUUAGAUGUUGUGGCUGCAUUGGUGAAGACCAUGUUUGGGAAGGAAAAUGCUUGUUCUUACCAGAAACUCCAAGUCGCUUGCCUUUAAAAAAAACACCUGACCUUGUCUUGUGAAACUACUAGUCCCAACAAUCCAUCAUGCUUUGAAGAUAAACAAAGGCAGACAUGUUUGAAGUCCGUACUGAUUGACCACCGUGGUCAAAUUUUGGCAGGGACAGAAAACACCUGUUGAUCUUACCAGAAAUUUGAUGUCCCUU
Molecule: messenger RNA, 3017 nt
Organism: Rana temporaria (common frog)
Lineage: Eukaryota; Metazoa; Chordata; Amphibia; Anura; Ranidae
Gene: UBTD1
Product: ubiquitin domain containing 1
Exons: 3
Coding region: 1490-2173 (227 amino acids)
Molecular function (GO): protein binding
Source: RefSeq, a predicted model, not a curated record